AUGCUGGGGAGAUGGGCUGGAGGCUCCUGUGUUGCUGUUGCGUUAGCAUCUGAGACUGAUGCUGGGGAGAUGGGCUGGAGGCUCCUGUGUUGCUGUUGCGUUAGCAUCUGAGACUGAUGCUACACGGCUGUGAUGAGACAGGGGAGAGGCAUGGGGUAGCCAGCGUAGGACAGAACUCACAGGAGGGCAGAGCUGCAGCUGUGAUCCUAGAGCAAGGAGAGCUAGGACUGCUGAUCACAUACACUCACACACAUAUAUACACGCACGCACGCACACACACACACCAGCAAAAGCAGCUGCUUUCAUGGAUUUGUGGUCCAGCGCAGCCACGACGGCUCCUCACCGACUGCUGCAGCAGGAAGGAGGUCGCUGAUGAGUCUUCAGAAUCAAAGCUACGUGGAGUCAGCAUGCGCGCACACACACCUGCAGAGGAGAGGCUCAUCGCUGCUGACCCAUGCAGUCCCCCUCAGAGAGAAGCAUGUGACCUCUGGACAUCACAUGCCCGAUAAGAACACUCUGAGCUCAACAGAAAGCUCCCGGCUGAUACUUAUAUCCUUGGAUGGUGAUCCACUGGGGUGAUACUCGUGCCCUUGGAUGGUGUUCCACUGACUCUGGAGCCUGAAAAAUAGCUUUCAAAUGUGCAGUGUUAUGUUUCACCAGUGGUGCUAGCAAUAACAUGCAUCUGUGCUAGUUGUAGCAUUAGCAAUAACAUCAGUCUCAUGGCUAACUAAAGAGCUUGUAGCAGCAUCAUUGCUAACAGUAAAGGUAGUAGGUCUGCCUGAUCUGGCAGAAGUGUUAGUAGUAGCAUUAGUGGCAGGGAUGUUGCUAGCUUAACUAUUAUGUUAAUUGCAAUGCUAACAGUAGCAGCAUUGUAAGCAGUAGUGAUUGGACAUCUGCAGAUUGUGGUGCCUAUAGCUUUUCUUUUCAGGUUUGAAGAUGCUGAUAGCACCACAACACUGCAGAGAUAUCUGUGCCAUUAGAUGUGUUAAUGGUUUGGUUAAGAGAGGCCAUCAGUAGCUUAAAAUGAAUCAGGUGCCUUUGGGGCCGCAGCUGUUGCUUCCCUGUUGCAUGAAUGUUACUUGACACCCAAUCAAAUUAGUGCAAACUGUAGCCAAGUCAGUACUAGCACCCAUUACAAUUAUCCUUGAUCCAGGGUUAGCUUGUGCAUUAGGGUUAGCUUGGCUAAACUUAGCUGUGCAUUAGGGUUAGCUUGUGCAUUAGUGUUAGCUUGGCUAUGCUUAGCUGUGCAUUAGGGUUAGCUUGGCUAUGCUUAGCUGUGCAUUAGGGUUAGCUUGGCUAUGCUUAGCUGUGGGUUAAGGUUAAGGUUAUCUUGGUUGGGCUCAGCGAUGAUAUUCUUGACAUCUGUAUAGUAAUGAUAGUGUGGUUGCAGGUCAAGUUGCAGCAUUAAUGCUGGUUUGGUCAGCUCUGACUUCACUGAUCAGGUGUGAUCUGAUUGGCUGAUGAAGGCUUCCUGGAUCAGACUGCUGAAAAGAGCAAAGGGGGGGCAACUGAAGAACUCUGACAUAUGUGGCUCAGCAGACUCAUACACCAGCCGUCCAUCUGACUCGGACGUGUCUGUAGAAGAUGAUAAAGAAGCCGAGAGACAAGCGCAGACGCAGCUAGACAAUGCUAAGACUAAGCCAGUGGCAUUUGCAGUGCGCACCAAUGUCAGCUUCUCUCCUGUUCCGGAGGACGAGGUCCCUGUGCCCGGAAUGGCUGUUGCAUUUGAAGCCAAAGACUUUCUCCAUGUCAAAGAGAAGUUUAACAACAACUGGUGGAUUGGGCGUCUGGUGAAGGAGAGCAGUGAGGUGGGAUUCAUCCCGAGUCCAGUCAAGCUGGAGACCAGCCGCCUCCAGCAGGAACACCGGGCCAAGCACAGCAAGUUCAGCAGGGCGAUGGCAAACUCUUCCUCCAGCUUAGGGGACAUCAUACCAAGCUCCAGAAAAUCCACCCCUCCCUCCUCUGCCAAGCUGAAGCAGAGGUCGUCAGAGCACAUUCCUCCUUACGAUGUUGUUCCUUCCAUGAGGCCAGUGGUGCUGGUGGGGCCAUCACUCAAAGGUUACGAGGUUACUGAUAUGAUGCAGAAAGCACUUUUUGAUUUUUUAAAACACAGAUUUGAAGGACGGAUCUCAAUCACUCGUGUGACUGCAGAUAUUUCUCUUGCAAAGCGCUCUGUUCUAAACAACCCCACCAAACAUGCCAUCAUAGAGCGCUCAAAUGCACGCUCCAACCUGGCGGAGGUACAGAGCGAGAUUGAGCGCAUCUUUGAGCUGGCCAGGACGCUGCAGUUGGUGGUGCUGGACGCGGAUACGAUCAACCACCCGACUCAGCUCAGCAAAACCUCACUGGCACCCAUCCUAGUUUACGUCAAAAUAUCUUCUCCAAAGGUUCUUCAGAGACUGAUUAAAUCCAGAGGGAAGUCCCAAGCCAAACAUCUCAAUGUGCAGAUGGUCGCCGCUGACAAACUUGCUCAAUGCCCCACGGAGAUGUUUGACAUCAUUCUGGAUGAGAAUCAGCUGGAGGAUGCGUGUGAGCACAUGGCCGACUAUCUUGAAGCUUAUUGGAAGUCCACGCACCCAUCCAAUGAGGCUACCGCCAAUCAACUGUCUGAAAUGCAGGACUCCACCAUUGACCUUCCGGUGGUUGGAAGAGAGGGCAACAGCACGGGUCCAGAGGAGCGUAAGGAUCACCAUCAGCACCAUCAUCACCAUCACCAUCAGCACCAUCAUCGUCAUCGGCAACAACAGGAGCAACAAAAGCAGCAUCAGGACGAGCAGCCACGGAGCUCUCGCAGCACACACACACACCCCCACUCCUCUACUGCACGGACCAAACACCACAACUACCACCACCACCAUCGCAGCAGAGCACGGGGCCAAGGGCGUCUAUCUCGGCAGGACACUCUGGAGAGUCAGGACUCACAAACACACUCCAUCACACACACACACACACGGCCUGGGCCUCCCGAGGAAGGGCAGCAUCAGACGAGUCGCCAUGACCACCAUCACCAUGGAAAUGAGGGGGAGCCACAUGAGCACAACUCACGCCCCUCACAGAUCAGGCCACGCCCAUGAGGAGGGUCUUCAGAGAGCCUCGGAGCACUGAACACACUCUUCUGACGUCAUGGGCACUCCAUUAACUCUUUACACACACUUCCUCAGAGUGACCAUCCCUCUCCUAACACACUGACCGGUCAUUGUGAUCUCGCCCGUAUCGCUGUCACAGAUGCCUAGUGACCCUACCCCUCACUUUUCACACUUUACAACCCCAACUCUCAAUUUGGUCAUUCUGAUUACAACCCCAACUCUCAAUUUGUUAAUUCUGUUUACAACCCCAACUCUCAAUUUGAUAAUUCUGAUUACAACCCCAAUUCUCAAUUUGUUAAAACACUUUGUUGGA
This is a messenger RNA of Alosa sapidissima (American shad), 3399 nucleotides long. RefSeq names its product calcium channel, voltage-dependent, beta 2a (gene cacnb2a). Gene Ontology annotation, biological process: chemical synaptic transmission; calcium ion transmembrane transport; neuromuscular junction development. NCBI's taxonomy places the organism in Eukaryota, Metazoa, Chordata, Actinopteri, Clupeiformes, Clupeidae. The coding region runs from base 1461 to 3074 and encodes 537 amino acids. The record is from RefSeq and is a predicted model, not a curated record. The transcript has 13 exons. Gene Ontology annotation, cellular component: voltage-gated calcium channel complex. Gene Ontology annotation, molecular function: protein binding; high voltage-gated calcium channel activity.